Candidula unifasciata is the source of this 465-nucleotide messenger RNA. NCBI's taxonomy places the organism in Eukaryota, Metazoa, Mollusca, Gastropoda, Stylommatophora, Geomitridae. The record is from the annotation of a GenBank genome assembly.
GAGUGCCCCACCGGUAUUGUGAACGAAGAGACCUUUAAGGAAAUAUACGCACAGUUUUUUCCACAGGGAGACGCCACAGCGUACGCACACUAUGUCUUCAACACAUUUGACCACGAUCACAACGGCUCCAUCAGCUUUGAGGAAUUUGUAAUGGGCCUGUCGGUAUUAUCAAGGGGCACAUUCCAGGAACGAUUACAAUGGGCCUUCAGUUUGUAUGAUGUAAAUGGAGAUGGCAUCAUUACCAAAGAGGAAAUGCUGGAUAUUGUGACAGCAAUCUAUGAAAUGAUGGGUCGGUAUACGGAGCCGUCCAUUGACUCAACAACAGCCAGGGAACACGUUGAGCGUGUCUUUCAGAAAAUGGAUGUCAACAGGGACGGUGUCAUCUCAGUGGAGGAGUUUAUGGAUACCUGUAGAAAGGAUGAAAACAUUUCCAAAGGGAUGUCCAUAUUUGAUACAGUUCUAUAA